Messenger RNA from Leptopilina heterotoma, 1121 nucleotides. It is a transcript of the gene Aprt, whose product is annotated as adenine phosphoribosyltransferase. Gene Ontology annotation, molecular function: adenine phosphoribosyltransferase activity; adenine binding; AMP binding. Gene Ontology annotation, cellular component: cytoplasm. The transcript is spliced from 5 exons. Gene Ontology annotation, biological process: AMP salvage; adenine salvage. The record is from RefSeq and is a predicted model, not a curated record. Bases 255 to 785 code for a protein of 176 amino acids. Lineage: Eukaryota; Metazoa; Arthropoda; Insecta; Hymenoptera; Figitidae.
GUAUGACGUCAUGUCAAUUUUUACUUUUUGAGAGAAGAGUAUUUUUAUUGAACAGUAAUUAUUCUCUUUAAGUAAUAAAUUUUACAUAUUAUUGCAAUGUUACCUGAUAAGUGAUAAAUUUCAUCAUCUUAUAUAACAACGUAUUUUAUUUGCGAAAAAAUCAUUUUAGAAUAAUUAGGUAUUUUUUCUCGAAGUUUUUCAAACAUUUUAUUUCAUUUAAUUAGAUUUUUAUUUAUUAACAGAUAAAAAAAAUCAUGAGCAACGAGGAAAAUUUGAAUAUUGUCAAAAGUGCAAUUAGAACGUAUGAGAAUUUUCCCAAAGAAGGCGUUGUAUUUAGGGAUAUAUUUGGAAUAUUUCAAGACGUUACUGCUUUAAGGGCUCUUAAAGAUCUGAUUGUUAGUCAUGUUUCAUCAUUAGAUGUUGACGUAAUCGUAGGUUUGGAUUCUCGAGGAUUUUUGGUUGGACCAAUAAUUAGUUUAGAACUUGGAAAACCAUUUUUGCCAAUUAGGAAAAAAGGGAAACUUCCCGGUGAUGUUUUUCAAUGUAGUUACGCUCUCGAAUAUGGAGAGGCUAUGUUUGAAAUUCAAAAAAAUAAUCUCAGUUCAGGAAAGAGAGUUCUCAUUGUUGACGAUUUACUGGCGACAGGAGGUUCAAUGUCAGGAGCUAUUCAAUUGCUGAAAAAAAGUGGAGCAACGGUUAUUGAAUGUCUUGCGGUAAUUGAACUUAUUGCUUUAAAUGGACGAGCAAAAUUAGAUGCACCUGUUCAUUCUAUUGUUCAAUAUUGAUAUUUUUCUUGAAUUCGAAAAUUUUUUAAGUUUGUUGAGAGUUUAUUUCUAGAAUUUUUCAAAAUUUUAUAUAUCAUAUCUUUCAAGUUUUACUGUUAUUUGGUAAUCAAACAGUGGAGAAAAUGAUUAAAAUUAAUAAAUACCACUGCAUACCUCAAAAAUUUUGAUAAAUUUAGAUAAAAUUAAAUUCGAUUGCAGAUAUCUUCUUAUCAUUGAUAAUAAAGCAUUUCAAUAAAAAAUUUUUUCUAUUAAAAAAUGUAUAUAUUUUCUAAUAUUCUGUACGGAAUGUACAUUUUCUAUUGACAAUAAAGUCAUUUUUUAUACUUUUAUCUAAAA